AUGCAGUAAAGUUUAGGCUUAGAAUUAUAACUUUAAUAGGUUAAAACAGAAAAUAACCUAAAUUCGUAAGCGACUUUUGGUGAAUAGGAUAGAGGAUAGCUUACGUUAACUACUAUGGACAGUUCUACUAAUAUAACUAAUUCCAUAUCGCUUUAGAGAGAAUACUCUUCUGUAAAAAGGUAAAAUAAUCAGAUCAAAUAACAAAAUGAAUAACUCUUAAAUGAGGUAAAUGAGCUGAAGAUUAAGCUUUAACUCUAUGAGCAAAAGUUUAAAGAAUAAGAAGAGAAAAUAAAAUAGCUGAAUCAGAAAAACAACAACAAUGAUUAGCAGUAAGAUAUCAUAUACUAUGAAGAACAUGAUAAAUCAAAGUUAAUAAAAAAGAUUUUUUAGACACAAAAACCUCUAACUAAAUAAUAAAGAGCACGUAUCAGAUAAAUGAAUUAAAAUGCUAAUUAGAAGGUUUAAGAUGAAAAAUCAUAAAAAUUUAAUGUACCUUAGAGAUUUGCUACUGCUGAGAAUAAGUUUUCAUAGAAAGGUGAUUAAAAUGCAGUAUCUCCUUUCUGUAGAGCGCAAUAUAAGGAACCAUUCGACUAAGUAUUUGAAAACUAAAAUAAUAAUCAAAUUACUGAUCAGAACUAACAAACCAGGCAACGAGAAGCUUCUGAUAUCAGCCUUGCUAAAAGAGAAUUAUUUAGGAGAAAUACUUAGGAAGAAAAACAUGAGAAUAAAAUGACUACUGAUGCACAUCACUACCACCAAAGCGGGUUCAUCAAAUUGUAAAAAGUGAGAGAGGAAUCAAACUAAUUGAAGGUAGAAAAGGCUGAGCAAGUAGUAGCAAUAGGAUAUGACCCACAAUCAAACUUCAAGACAAAGACAUAAAUGGCUAUGCUUAACGAUAAGAGUCAACGCAGAAUAUAAAAUAAUUCCUCAUUUGAUGCAAAUUUUAUCAAAAAAGAACAGAAAAUUAUCCAUUAUAAAAAUAAUUUUGAAUAGCAAAAGAUAUUUAGCUAAAAUUUAUAUGGAAAAAAUAUUUAAACUCCUCAUGAACAUUCUGAUUUCUUUUACCAUUAAAAAGAUUUUAAUUAGGGAAACCAAGGGUAAAAUCAAGCUCAUGUAAUAUAUUCUGACCAACCAAGUCAAAAUACAAUCAACUCUUAAAACAAUAACUAAAAUUCAAAAGAAAAUUUCAACCCAAAUCAUACUAGUAGUAUAAUUACACCUUAGAAUGCAUCAGCUGAUAAUAAUUAAAGCUCAGGUAGUAAUAGUAAUGGUAAUAUAAUUAAUAAUAAUACUAACAACAAUAUCAAUAGCAAUAACAAUAACAAUAACUUUAACUUUAACAGUAAUAACAAUAACAACAAUAAUCAUUGGAUUGUGUAAAACACAAAUCUGCAAAAUGCAAAUUCUUAAGGUAAUAUAAGUCCUUAAAAUUUUCCAAAACUAGUCCUUUAGCAAAGUCAAGCACCUCCAUAGCAAAGUACCCCUUUUUAGCUUUUACCUUUAAGCAAAUAGACAAGUUUAAAUUUAGUGACUAGCCCUGCUAAUAUGAUGAAUUUUAACAACAAUCCAAGCAAUAACAAUAUACAAAAUAAUAUUUUUCUUAAUCAAUCAAUUGAACAGAACCCAUUCAGUUCAAAUGAUAUAGAUAUUUCUAUGAGUAAUUCUCAAGAUUCUAACUUAAAGACCAUGAUUGUGACUACGGAAUAGGAUCCAGAAUAAAUAAAAUAUGAGGCUGACUACAAUAAAUUUUAAAAACUUUUUUUUGACUUAAAGUAGUUUGGUGUGCAAGGAGAUUUUUUAUUUGAGGAGUUUAUGAUAAUUGGACCAGAUUUGAAUGAGUUAAAAGACUAGAUUGAAGAAAAUUUAAAUCCUUUUAGUGGAAUAAGAGGAUCUACAUCUGAAUAUAAAAAGGGUACUGUUAAGUAGUAAAUUCUCUUUUCAUAGCCUUGUUAUGUUUCUCCUUUGAUUUGUCCAAAGAGACAGGCUGUAUCUUAAUUUGCAUUUCCAUAAGGCCUAUAGUAUUAUAGGUAUAGAAGUUAAGCUGACUUAUAAAAUAUGCCACACAGAUUCAAGGACAUUUUAUUAAUGAAUCUUUGCUAGUAGAAGGAAACAGGUAUUAGUGAGAAUAUGUUUAUAUUAAGUAUUAGAGGUGAAGAUGAGCUAAGGACUAAACACAUUUCACUAGAAGCUAUUAAUUCUAACUCAAUUAUGUAUGCUAUCUGCUAUUAGUAAGAUGAUUUACUUGUUGUAAAUGACGAUGAGACUGGAGAAAAAACAGUCUUUUUAUUCCCUACAGUCUACUGCAUUCUUACUUACUAUCCUUUCAUUGAUUUCUUCCUCAGAGUGAUUCAAGAAGUAGUAAAUCGAAUCAAGACUAUUAGAUUAGUGAAAAGUUCCUUCUCAGGCAUAAUUGAUAACAGCCUUUAAAACGUUGACAUUGACCAGGUUAUAAAGAAUCUUCAAAAAGAUAAGGAUUUAAGCUAUUGUCUGAGAGCUCUUUAGAUAAGAGAAGUACAGCCAGAUAAAUUUGUAUAUUUUUACCUCUAUAAUCCUCAAAUUUAAUGUUAGCAUUAAGAUGAAAAGAACUAAUAAGACGAAAAAAAACGAUUAUCUACCUUCAACAACUAAUCAUUAUAGAACAAACAAUUUACGGCUGCUUCUUAUAAUGUUCCUCCAUUAGAAGAGAUGAGCUAUGUAGAAGGAGUAGAAGCAGCAUACCUUACAUUUUCAAAUUUACCAUAUUAUGACUUUUAAUUGAUAUUUACUUUGAUUUUGCUAGAAAAAAAAGUUGUUUUCCUAUCAAAAAAUAUCACACUACUUACUCUAACUUCAAUUACAUUCUAGAAUAUCAUCAAACCUAUGAAGUAUCCCCAUCCAGUUAUUUUUUCUAUCUGCGAAGAUUUGAUGUACUUCCUCGAAUCACCUGUGCCUAUCAUAGUGGGAGUUAAUAUGAGUUCAGAAAAGUUUGAAUACCAAUAUGGUUACAAUGAAGAUUGUUACUAUAUUGACUUGGAUAAAAAUAUGAUAAUCACUAAAAACCAACAAAGUGUUUGUAAGAUGGAGAGUUAAAAAUUCAAAUUUGGCAACCAAAAAAAAAAAAUAAAGCAAAUAUUCAGUGAAAUAAAUAACAAUAUCACAUCUAAAUAAUUAGGAAACAAAUUCAAAAAAUUUUUACAGAGAUCUCAUAAUGACAAAAGGCUUGUUUAUAAACCAGAUGAAAAUUAGAUUCAAAACUUAAAAAAUCUUCUAGUUCUUAUAAGAAAAUCUAUCUCAGAAACAAUUAUUGAAAAAUUGCCUACCACACCCAUUUUCUAGCAAGACAACUCUUAAUAACUAGAUAUGGUAUAAAUUUAGAAUUCAAUCUUAAAAAAUUGCUAAGGUAAUAAAGUUUUCCUAGAAAAUUUUGUCGAAACAUAAAUUUUUUUUUUCUACAUAGAAUAAAAGUAUUUUUGA
Molecule: messenger RNA, 3453 nt
Organism: Tetrahymena thermophila SB210
Lineage: Eukaryota; Ciliophora; Oligohymenophorea; Hymenostomatida; Tetrahymenidae
Product: DENN domain protein
Exons: 1
Source: RefSeq, a predicted model, not a curated record